UUAGAGGGCGCUGUCGACCAAACAGAGUCGAAGUUACGAGCAUGGAGCCGGUUUGUGAUGCUUUUUAUCCAAUUGAUGGAAUAUACGAAGAACUAUCCGUCUCGCUUAAAAGAAAAGUAGAUAAUACGCAGAAUGUUACCACCACAGAGGUGAUGUCAAUCAGUGAACUAGACUGGAGUGACUAUAUGCUAGUUUUGCCAUCAGUUUCAUUUGGCAAUGUUGGGCAGAUGGCAGUGGACCUUCUCAUUUCAACAUUUCCAGUAAAGAAAGUCGGAUACAUGGAGCACGAGGCUUUACUCCCCAUAGUGGGUGCAGACCCAUACACAAAUUCAUCUCAGCUGUCAACCAGUUGUGAAGUGUACGUGGCAGUUGAAAAGCAACUUGUGAUCAUACAACAGAGGUCACCAUUUGUAAAGAGAAAGAAAUCUGACUACCUGAAGCAGUUGAGAUCAUGGAUAAAGUUAUGGAAUUUCAGAAAUGUUGUGAUGUUGUCCAGCUUGAAUGCUUUCUACAGGAACGAUGCACAGUUAUUAGGGUCACAGUACCGGUACAUCUGCAACAAGCAUAGUGAGAACCAAUGUGAGCAGCAGUUGUCAGCCAACGGGUGGAAGCAGCUGGAGCUGAGGAAGGACUAUGCGGACCACCCCAAUGACACCUUCUACAUGCCAGGAGGAGGGAUCACGAAACUGUUCAUGAACUUAUGCAAUGAAGGCGAUGUCCCUCUGGUAGUGUUAUUCGUCUUUUGCUCUGAGGGUGACAACACAGGGGACGCAUUUGGUCUAGUGGACCAACUUAACCAAUGGCUGCAGUUAGUAGACAAGCCAAAUCUAUGGAGUAUACCACCAUCGUGGAGACUGCUAUUUGGAAGACCCGUGCCACAGCUUUUCUGAUUUUUGGAUGGGUUAUGCAGCGAAAUUGAGAAAAACAACAAAGACAUGCAAAUAUUUCUCAUCUUAUAUUAUAAGUAUGCUGGAACAGACCGACUGGUAUUUAGCUACACCUCGGCACUAACUUGACUGUUGGCGGCUAUUGUCUUUAUACAUUCAUAAAACAAUCGUGCGUACAUGUAUGCUUUUCAAUCUAAUUCAGUGGUCACAAUACUUCAUAUCUGCGAUAAUUGUCAAUCAUGUAUAAAAAACAUUAUUUAAUUAC
Molecule: messenger RNA, 1152 nt
Organism: Priapulus caudatus
Lineage: Eukaryota; Metazoa; Priapulida; Priapulimorpha; Priapulimorphida; Priapulidae
Product: proteasome assembly chaperone 2-like
Exons: 8
Coding region: 42-890 (282 amino acids)
Biological process (GO): proteasome assembly
Cellular component (GO): cytosol; nucleus
Source: RefSeq, a predicted model, not a curated record